This is a messenger RNA of Hemibagrus wyckioides, 1045 nucleotides long. RefSeq names its product group XIIA secretory phospholipase A2-like. Gene Ontology annotation, biological process: arachidonate secretion; lipid catabolic process; phospholipid metabolic process. NCBI's taxonomy places the organism in Eukaryota, Metazoa, Chordata, Actinopteri, Siluriformes, Bagridae. The record is from RefSeq and is a predicted model, not a curated record. Bases 81 to 668 code for a protein of 195 amino acids. Gene Ontology annotation, cellular component: extracellular region. Gene Ontology annotation, molecular function: calcium ion binding; A2-type glycerophospholipase activity. The transcript has 4 exons.
UGCCAUGCUGUCCGCGCGUGUCUCGGUGAAAGGUGACGGAGAAAGCAGUUUAUUCUCAGAGAAGCGAAAUGUGAGUAGAAAUGCAGAAGCUCAGUGUCUCAGCUGUCUUGCUCCUGCUGUGUGGAACCUUUUUGUUCAGUGCAGCACUGGAGGAGUCUGGACACAAGACCUCUGACUGGACCAAGACUUUAAAAACCAUCACGGACGGAAUCCGGAAAUUACACAAUUACUCCAAAACAUACAAUUUCCCCAAAUAUAAUCUGGGUGUAUUCUCAGGUCAGGAUGGUCAGGAGUGUCUGUUUAAAUGUCCUGAUGGCGGUGAAAAGCCAUUUCCUCGACCUGGUUACAAAUCAUGGCCCAAUGGAUGCCGCUGUCCGGCGUUUGGAUUUUAUUUUGAUAUCGGAAUCUCAUCCAUCACCAGCUGCUGUGACCAACAUGACCGCUGCUACAACACGUGUGGACAGACGAAGAGAGACUGUGAUGAACAGUUCCAGGGUUGUCUCAACAACAUUUGUAGGGAGCUUGUGAACAUGGCGGAUGAGAGCGUACGGGUGUGUGAACAAGCAGUGACUCAACUCUUCAAUACUAUCAAGCACCUGGGCUGUAAACCCUACCUGAAGAGUCAGAGCGAUGCGUGUGUGUGCCGUGAGCAGAGAACCGAGCUGUGAUCAACUGCCCUUAGGCUCCGAGUCUCCUGACCCCUCUGAGGAUCUUUGAAUACUUUUAAUGCUUUUUAUUUUUUUCUGUGUAGUGUUUGUGUGUGUGUUCUGUCAGGGUGAAGAAACGUCUGUGAAACAAAACAUACAGAAAUAUCGUGCGGUUAUUAAACCACCUCUCUCUUUUAGGUUUAAUUCUAAAGGUCAUAAAGUUUACAGAUAUUUUAGGUGUAAAGUGCUUGCUGCUGUUAUGGGUGUCAGGGUUAAAGGGUUUUAUUUUUUAAGAUUAUUUAUUCGUUCAUAUUUAAAAGUGCCAAAUGUUUCAUUUCCAGAAGAUUCUGGAUUUGUGUAGAACUGUGUAAAUACAGUACAGAUUUCCACACUAUGGU